Messenger RNA from Strongylocentrotus purpuratus (purple sea urchin), 3499 nucleotides. Its product is annotated as transgelin-3. The transcript is spliced from 5 exons. Bases 564 to 1145 code for a protein of 193 amino acids. The record is from RefSeq and is a predicted model, not a curated record. NCBI's taxonomy places the organism in Eukaryota, Metazoa, Echinodermata, Echinoidea, Camarodonta, Strongylocentrotidae. Gene Ontology annotation, molecular function: protein binding.
ACUAUUAUCACCAACGUGUAAACAAGGAAGAAGACAAAAACAGUGAUCUUGUUUCAUGAAGGUCCAUUGCUAACACAGAAUAGCCAGCCAGCCAUGCGAUAGUAAUUUUCUUUCUUUCCUAAAUCGCAUAAAACGACUCGUCACCCGGCUGUAGCCUAGAGCGCGAGAUCGGAUCGGAGAGGGUGUGACCAUUUUUGUGUGGAUGUUUCCCGCCAUUAUCCCGAUCUAGGAUACAACAGAUAUCAUACGCAUUACAGCACCUUACCUCGCGAAUCGUAUUUUCAAACCAUUUACAAUACGAGCCAGACCGUGAGACACAACAUUCUCUCUUUUUACUGGAUAUAUUACCAGUACAAUUAUUGAGCUAUAGCUCAGUUUUGUCCACUCGCGAACAAUAGGAACACACCUUCUUUUUUGUAAUUGUCUGGUGAGACGACUCGACCUGAAGCAACUAGGUUCGGCCGACCUUUCAUUGUAGUAUAUAAAAUAGGGGAACAUUUCGGAGUUGAAUAUCCUCUCUUCAAUUUGACUCAGCUUCAGGAGUACCACAGAAAUAAAUCAACAUGACGGGCCGAGCACCACCGAGCGGGAUCAACAAGGACAUUGAGGACAAGAAAGCUGCGAAGUAUCCUACAGAUAUAGAGAUAGAAGCAAGGAAAUGGGUACAGGAUGUCUUGGGCGAACCGUUGCAGAUCCAGGAGGUUGGUUCUCAUCACUUUGCAGAGUCACUCAAGUCUGGUGUUGUGUUGUGCAAAUUGAUCAACACUCUCAGUGAACAUUGUCAGAUGCCUAAAAUCAAGAAGAUCAACGAAACAAAAAUGGCAUUCAAACAGAUGGAGAAUAUUAGUAAUUUCCUAACGUUUGCAGGCGAUUUUGGUGUACCAAAGGAAUCUCUCUUCCAGACGGUGGAUCUCUAUGAGGAACGAGAUGUGGGGAUGGUUGUGAUGUGUCUCCUUCGGCUGGGCGGCGUAGCUACAAAGAAGGGCUAUCCUAUCAAGUGGGGUAUCGCCGUCGCAGACCCCAACAAGCGUACAUUCACCGAAGAGCAACUGGCUGCAGGCAACAACAUCAUCGGCCUUCAGGCUGGCUCGAACAAGGGCGCAUCCCAAAAAGGAUUAAGCUUUGGAACACAAAGAAAAAUGUGAAACUCCCCAGAUAAAUAUGCACACAUACAUGUACACCUUGGCACGCCGGUGUUACCCGUGAGAAAUAUAUAACGUCUGCUGACAGCUAAAAGGGCAUUUAAUCAGUGCUAAUGUAUGAGGCCCGAAUUCACGAAAGUGGUUUAUCUUAGCCCAUAGUGUAUAUCUCCAUUUUAAUUAAAGCAGACUAGUACAUGCAUGUCCUUGUGUCCAGUGAACAGGCAAUAUACAGUCAAACCUGCUUUAGUGACCACCUGUCUACAAAGGCCACAUUUGUUGUUUCCCUUGAAAAUGGUUUCUCAUUGAAUCAUGUACUAAAUGAACCUGUCUACAAAGACCACCUGUCUACAAAGGCCACUUUUUGUGUUUCCCUUGGGUGGUCGCUAUAGACAGGUUUGACUGUAUAUGCUUCUUUACCAGCUUCAGAUCUGUAUCCUCACUGUAUGUUUCUUUACACAACAGUAGCUCAGUUCAGGUGGGGGUAUUUCAGUUCAAGGGGAGGGGUUUUUAACCAUAGUAAAGCCAUUGGGUUAAAUUUGAACCUUGUUUUGUGAAUUCAACCCUAUGACUUAUGUCCUUCUGGCUCUCAGCAGACAUCAUGUACUAGUUUGAGCUAGAAACAUAAAGCCGGAUCUUAAUUUUGGCCCAUCAAAAAAUGUUGGUUAAACUUAAUAUUCUCUGGUGCUACAUAAAAGUGAGCAGUUCUUCCAUAUCAUCAUUAAGUUUAUUUGUUUGGUGCAACUAGAAUCAUGUUUCUCCAAAUUAGUGAUUAAGCACAAAUUACAAUCAAAUACAGAUUUCAUAUCGUCAGCCACAUCGGCCAACUUCCAACAAGUAAAGAGUACAAGAAAACCUUCAUUCUGACUUGCUUCUUUAAGAGUGUUGAUUGGUGGGAAGUUGUAUUGCUUUUGAUAGGGGAACUGUGAUUGGCUGUCGGUUUGCUGGCAUCUUAUGAGGGAGUUGUGAUUGGUUGUUAGUUGUUACCCUAUCAGGGUCCACGUUUCAACAGUAAAGGAAUAAAACAUAUUUUCUCUUUGGCUGUUAAUUGUAGCCAUUCAGUGACCCCUUGCAAGAAGUAAAUAGUAAAAAGAGAAUUUUGAUUGGCUGUUACUUGCAUCUGAUCGUGGUUUACCAAUCAAAAAGUAAAUAUAGAAAUUUAAUUCUGACUUGCUUCUGAUAAGAGGGCUGUUAUUGGUUAUUAAUGGCAUCCAAUGAAAUUGCAUUUAUCUGUCUAAAAGGCUUGUUCUCCAAAUGCUAUUGUGACUGUAAUAUUGAGAGUAUAUUGAAGAUGAAAUUAAAUAAGAUGACUUGAUACACGGGAAGCUGGUAAUCAUGGAGUUUUGAAAUUAGUGUCAAGUCUGACAGACAUGAGCGCUAUACAAGAACCCACCAUUAUUAUUAUUAUCAUUAUUAUUAUUAUUAUGAAAAUAGGACUGGCAUGUGGCCCAAUAUGUAUUUUCUUUUUUAGUAAUUUGUAUAGAAAGAAAUUGUACUUGUUUUUCAUAGAAUAAAUGAACUUCUUUUAUGUGCCAUGACAUUCGAAAUCUUUCUACCAUAAAAUCUUCUUCUGACAUUUCCAAGGCAUACACAUUCCCACAAUAUUGGCACCAUUCCUUCCUUUUCUGUACAAAAUGUGAGAUUUCAAGCCAAUUGUACAGUUGUAAAUAAACGUGAGGACUUACUUGAAGCAGACAAUGGCUGUGUAGUUUGUUUUUCAUAAUUUCCACCUUAAAUAUGAUAAGCUAUGGCACACAGGUUGCUAUGACGAUGCAUGCUGACUUGUUUAUUGAAACAUUAUACGUGUAGUAUAGAUUUUAAUAGUAUAGUGUGAAUUUUGUUUUCUCAUUCUUACACCACUCAGUUUUUAUACAUAUUUGUAUUUGUAGUUUUGUACGUCAUUUCUGUGUGGUCUGCUUAUUUUGUCAUUGUGAGGUAUUUUGACGUUUACCUUUUUCUUAUUCAAAGAAAGAUCUCUCUUCCAAAGCUAAAUGCAUAUUACAAACUCGUAGUUUCACUGCAGUUGAUUUUUCAAAGACAUUUUAGAGGCUGUUGGAGAAAAAAAUAUAGGGAGAAAGUAAGUUUUAAAUUGAUAUGUGCAGUAUUACUCAUACAUAAAAAUCUAUGUAAUUGUAUCUUGACAAAAGUGACAAAAGUCAACCAAUCUUUGAAAGAGUUCUAAAAUGUUUAACAUUUUGGAAUGUGAAUUGUGUGUAGUAAAUACAGAAUGUUUUGUCUUCCUUCCAUUUGUGUAUUUGUUUGCGAUAGAUAUAUAUUUAUGCUGAUUUAUUUGUAUUUAGAUGCUAUUUAGUAAACUUGGUGAAUAAAACAUAGGCAUGGAUUUGUCAAAAGUACAGAAA